AUUUUCGCUUUUCGUCGAACGUAUCAAGGCCGUAAAGCGAGAUAUGGGCGUAAAAUGUUUUUUUGUCCAUAUGCUUCGAACGUUUACUGUCUCUGUUUUGAUGAAGCUGAUAGAACUUUGGUUGUCUUCGAAGGCUUUCGUGGCUGUUAUAGGUCCCUCGUAUGAGUUCUUUGUGCACAUCCAGCCUUCUUGAAUGAUCGCUAGAUUGACGAUGACUUAUCCAAUUUAUCGGUACAAUGACAAAUAAGAAAACAAAUUCUGUUGUCGACAUCCUACUCUCUUGAUCACCGGCCCAAUAGUCAUCUAAGUAUCCACCAAGUCUCUGCAGGGCCAUAUUUUGGUUUUAAUUGAAUCGAUUCUUUUUGGGAAUUAGGCUUCGGUGUUUUAUCGUCUUUCAAUCUAACUUUUCUUCUUAGAAACAGCCCACUAGCAACAAUAUCAGGACUCCCGUUAACUACAAUGUAUAGGAGUGCAUCGACCUGUUGUCGGUGAAUAUCAUAAACAUAACCAGCUGUAUUAUUUGUUACCGUUUUUUGCGACAAAUAUGUAAUUAUUACGAAAGUAUGAAGGCCGCCUGUUUUUAGUUAAAAUUAAACAUAAAUUCUGGAAAUUAUUUUCUUUACAUAUACUGCAAAUAUAAGAUUCGUACAUCUGUCCCGUAUUCUCGAUUUUUGCUAUCGAUUGUAUACAAUUGUAAACGAGCACCUUCUUGUGAACGUUCUUCAUGAGAUUCAUCACAGACUUCUUGGCCACAAGCUUUGACAGUUUUUACUAGUUCUUUUCAGUUUGUUAAAUGGUCUGUUGUGUGCCUGCUUCAAUGCCCAAAAUUCUUCAAUUGAUCGAAUUUGUGGACAAUUAGGUGGAUAUUUCCUUUGGAACGGAUGUUACAUCUACGUUCCAUUUUCGCUAACUUUCUUAGUGACAGUCGGGGUUCUGUACACUACUUUUGGCUAUACUAGGUACACCAUUGCCUGUCGAGCUAGAGGGAUCAUAAGAGCAUCAGACUCUAAUAUUGGAAUACCCUCAUCAGAUUUCCCAACCUGCUCGGAACUAUUUUCAAGUCAAGUUCUCUGAAUAUUUCACGUCUUACUAAUAGAGAAUUGAACCUGGGUUAGUUCCAAAUAGACUCUGUAAUGAAAAAACGUUUUCGGGUUCGCGAGUGAGGCGGUUUAUUGGUGUGCAUUAUAUAGUCUGAUUUGUUUAUAUUGCGAUGACAAAUGUAAAGUAUCGACGUCUGGUGGCGAUAUUCGUGAUUGGGAGGUAAAUUAUUCUCUAUCAGAUCAGAAGGGCAGAGUGAAGUGUAAAAUUAUUAAAACUUGUAUGAAAAUUUUUACUUCGUGUUGUUUGAUUACCUAACACAUGUAGUCCUGACACUUACUCAAGCAUUUGUCUAUACAUUUCCUGUUUGUUCCACUUACCAUUAUAACAUCGCGUAUACACAUUCGAAUUUUAAACGUAAAUUUAAAUUUUCAUUCAUAAUUUAUAUUUCAAAAGCAUUUUUAUUCCACCUGAUAAUCCAUUAUCAAUUUCCUAUCAAUGAAAGCACACGAAGCUUAAGGCUUUCUACGCGAAUAUAUUCUUCAAAAUCAUAAUCCGGAUUAUAUUCCGAUUCCCAUAAUACGAAGCAAAAUUAGCAGGUUUUCCAUUUUCAUUGUUUUUUUUUCCAAAACAAUACUCGAAACUUGACGGUUCAGUAUAGUUGUAUUGGUGAACCCGAGUGCGAUCCCGUGAAACAUAUCAGUGCGAACCCAACAGUUGAACCUAUCAACCCGAAAACUGUUGAAGACUGUAACCUAUCAUGCGAAAUUAGGUUGAAAUUGUGUGAAUAAAAACGUUUUGACAGCAGUUAGGUUGGACCUCGGGCGAACCCAGAUUGAAACUGAACAAAAACGAAUUUGCUUUAACAGUUCUUGAUGGUAAUCUAUUUUUUCAACAUACUCUGCUGUCAUGACAGCCUCGCCCCGUUACCUCCACUCUGUUACUUUCGCUCUGAUUCUUCAUUCAGUUGUGAAAAAUAAGGUCACUUUGUAUUGAGUUUCCGAGCUUCUGAUUUGCAAAAUAUUUGCUGAUCUCACUGACCUAUAUAUUCACAACCCCAUCUAAUCAAACAAUCUGUGGCUGCUUACCGAUAAUUUUUUUCAGAUUUUCGUCCAACGAACGCAAUGUUUUAUUCUCCUGCUUUUAUUUUUUGGACGUAGGACUUCUUCUUGGAUUUCUAUAAUGGGGGUAACAAAUUUUCAAAUGCAUAUUACGCAAAAUCGCUAUUGUUAUAGGGUAGAACCCCGAUUAUCCGCGAGCGGAUGAUUCGCGUAUACAGGCCUUCCCGGAAUUACCCAAUCAUGGCUCUCACAUUAUCUGACCACUGGUGCACACGACCUUAUAGAUAGAUAUUUUAAUAAUUUCUGUAUUGAUGAAACAUAGUUUUCAUGCCGAAAUGUCUUUUUUUCGAGUUUGCACUCCAUUUUUAGUUCACUAUUGCGUUAUCCGCGAUUUUCGUUAGUCGCGGUGACCUUGUCCGACUAUUACGCGGAUAAUCGAGGUUCUACUGUAUAUGUUAAAAUAACUCGUAAUACAGCGUAAUAUACUAUUAGAUAGGUAUUUACUCAGCUGUUUUUUGGUUAAAAUACUAACAGUAGAGAUAGAAAAGCUAGUGAGAAUUUUAGGAAUAGAGUAGGUAUUUUUUUUAGAUUUUACUCACUGCUUGCGCUGUGGUGGAAGAGCAUGUCUGACAUGUUUGACAUGUGGUUCGACUAUUAGAGUAACACAGGGUGAUUUGGUCAUACGGGGUGAUUUGGACCACCCCUAUAUCUCGAAAAGUACGUCUCAAUUUGGAUUUUUUAUAAUGUCAUAACAUUCUAUUGUUGAACCGUAUGUACAAAACGUAAAAAAAAACCUUUGGUAAUAUUUCAGAGGGAAAUGGUAGCAUGAACACAGCAAGCACUUUGAUAGUCAGAAAAUGUGAAUUUUUCGAUCGAGGUUUUAGGGUUUUUUUUUUCGCUGAUUAAACAAACUUUUCGUGUAUUGUGUAUGUUAGUCUACAGAGGAGAAACUAUUUGAUGCAGUGAAACUGUAAGUUGACAAUGAACUGUUAAGAUAACAAUGAAUGAAAUUAAUUAUAUUUUAAUUAUUGCAUGUUGUGUGGGGUGACAUGGACACGUUUCUGUGGGGUGAAUUGGUCCUACAGGUUCGAGGCUUUUCUUUGGUCUGACUGAUUCCAGAUGUCGCGGAAUUACAAAAAAGGAUGUACACUCAACGUUGGAAGUAGAAGGAGAUUGAAAGAGCAACACAGGCCAUCAAGGACGAUUUUUUUUACCAAGCAUCGAAAGUGUUUGAAAAUGCUCGAACAACAGUGAAAAGAUUCAUACAGAAUUCGAAAUGAUCUCAAUGCAAUUUUUCUUGUCUGGAAUCUGGCUAAGACACCUGGUAUCAAUAUCAGUUAUCGUGAUAAUCAUUACCGGAUCGUUUGUGAAAAUUCAAAAAUUCCGUUACGGUUUUUUUCUCUAAAUGAACUCUUAUUAUACAUCUACAUUUACACAUGUAUUUAAACAUCAAACUUUGAUGAAUUAUUCAACAAUAACUAUAUGUAUUACAGUAAGUAUUAUACAUUGAAAGUAGUGAAAAUAUGUCUCCUACUAAACGGUUCACAGUUUUCAGAAAUAUUCGUAAUAUUUGUCAAGAUAUUACUAAUAGUAACAUUCCCGUUUUGACCCAAUCUUUUCACUAUGACCCAUUCUCAUCCCCAUCGACGGUAGUUCAAAAUAUACUGUUGUUGUUUACAGAAAUAUGUGCUAAAAGUUUGAAAAACGGCCCCCAGGAGCACUGUAAUAAGUAAACACGUUUUUUUUUACAAAAUGGAAAUCUUUACACAACAGGGAUGCGCGUAAGGCGCGAUACAAUUGAACAUCAACUUAAUAUUACAUACUGACUGGAUAAUUACAGGAGUUAAACAUGUGAAAUUCAAUUAUUAAAAACAAUUGGAAGGUUUGGACUUAAUUCUUUUUUUUUUAGAAAACAGCACAUUGUGCAUCUUGCAAAAAGUUCCAGUUCCAAAUAUAGAUUUAUCAUAAGUGAAACAGAAGUUCUUCAAAAUAUUACGAUUAUGAAAAAAGUAUUUGUCUUCCUAUUCCUAGGUCCAUUUCACAAUGCACGCCUCCAGUGCUCGGGAGGAUGCAAUUUAAAUUUAGCGCCACCUCAUUGUCCAAUUUCCCAUUCCAAAAGGUAAUUAUUCCACCCGACAGUGCUUAGGGGAGAUCUGGUUUGUGUCAGCUCAGCGCAACAGAAACAAUAAAAUCGCACUUUCCCCGAGCCACUCCACGCGGAAAGUUUGCUCGCUUGCGCGGUAAAUGCGCAGGAGAUAUUGCGUUUUCCGCAUUGCUAUUUCGGCCAUUAUUUCAGAGUUUGCUUCCGUCAAUAUUUUGACAGCUCGCGGGUCCAAGAACACGUUAUGGUUUUGUUGAGCUGUACGACGACACACUGCAAAAGUCACCGACCAGAUUGGCUGUGUUUUUCCGCUUCGUCACGAGAGUUAAUCACUGGGGAUACUUCGCGAGAUCCGAAGAUAUUUACAUACACGCGCCACGGUAUUUACCAUUUGAUAGCGAAGAAUGCCGCGAAGAGUGAUAUACCGUUUAUACAUAUUGCUUCAGACAACGAGUAGCAAAUUUGUCUACCUGACUGGUGGUAACCUUAUUAAUGUGCGAUGGAAUAAGAUGUGAUUAUUUUUAGAGCAUCUAUUUAUUUUUAAUUUCUUUUGCACAUUUGGGCUGAAAAGUAACCCAGAAAUCGCAAAUAAAGAAGAUGUUUCAAAAGCAUGUGAUCUGCUAGCGUUAUACAUAGAGAAGACGACAAGCUGUCUACCUACACGGGACAAUUUCUUUUUUUUUUCACAGAACAUUUAUGUACAAAACCACAAUUUUGGUUUAUCUUCGGCAUGUGUAACGCAUUGUGUCGAAAAUGAACUGCUGUCCGGUCAUCGACGGCUGUUCUGUUUGACAACAAAGAAGCCGCUUCAUCCCAAUAAUAACUUCUUGUACGUAUUGGUUGGUGUACAAAUUAUUCUCCCACAAACGCGGCGAGUUUAAACAUGGAACACACUAAACAAGAGAAAAUGAUUUCCCACUUAUGUUUAGAAGUGUACCAUGUUGUCGUCCGAUGAUCUUGAUGAAUUCAACUGAAGAUUAAAUGAUUGCAAUUUUCUGUACAAUAUUUUCUUAAAUAAAUAAAAUAUUGACAUGAAAUUAUUUACAAAUACAAAUAGAAUCAUUGUUGUAAAGCACUUUUAUAAAUAGUUCGGACGAUGCUCAAUUUUAUAGUUCACAUUCACAACAGCUGAUCCGAACGGUAUCAUCGGAAGAAGAGAAAAAAAAACUUUCAUUUCACUUUUCUUUUUGUUGCGCGCUCAGUUGUUCGCUUACGCUCUUUUAAAUGGGGCGUAAAUCUCUUUCAUCAGCGUCCUAAAUCGAGUAGUAAAGUGAAAAACGGGUGCGCAUUUGGAUUAGGCGAAAUAAAAAAGUGGAACAAAUUCAAAGUACAAGAAUUUAAACGGAACGCAAUACAGAGGAAGCCUUUUUUUCGAAAACAAAACUUCGCACCGAAGCACGUGCUGUCCUGACAAACUCUGAGUUGGACCAAAUCUUAUAGUUUUUCCAAUCAACGGAAGUACUUAUUCCCGAAAGCUUUUCGGAAAGAAAACGGCGAAAUGAACGGAAGAACGGAAGGUCGCAUUAUCACCAUGCCGGCUGAGUGUGCGGCUAACCCGCUGCAGAGGUCCCUCGCCGAUGCUAUCAUUCGGAUGGUUCCGAUGGAUGAGCUUCGCAUAUUGCUCGCGUGCGGGGCCAAAGUGAACGAGCAGGUAACUCAGGGAUUGCGUCCACUACACUACGCCGUGUGGCAGAACAACGAAGCCGCCGUGAACCUUCUGCUGGUUCGCAGUGCCGAUAUCGAUGCAAUUGACGAAGUUGGUUACAGCGCGUUGCAUUUAGCCGCUGAACACGGAUAUUAUGAAUUGGCGAAAAUAUUGCUGGACGGUGGCUGCAAGGUUGAUUACCGUCAGCCAACAGAUGAUCCUUACCCGAGAACUACACUCUGUGACGAGCCGCUAAGACUGGCUCUCCGUAAUCGGCAUUAUGAUGUUGCCCGCCUCCUACUCGAACGUGGAGCCGAUCCAAACAAGAGAUAUUUCUUUGGCUCCGAAAUCAAUUUGGCCACAGAUGUUGAUAGUUUGGAGCUGUUGCUUACGUUUGGAGCAAAUACAGAAGCUCGAGAUCGUUCUGGAAUAACUCCUCUAAUGAGAGCCGUCAGGACAAACGGAAACAUGGAUUCCGUAUUGCUGUUGCUCCAAUAUGGUGCUGAUGUGAAUGCUAUGACAGACGCCAGGAAUGAUUACAGAACCGUAUUGCAUUAUGCUGUGCUAUCAGGAAAUGCCUCUUUGGUCACAUUGCUCAUCAAACAAGGUGCUCGUGUUGAUACACCAGCACCGCUUCCAGAGCCAGACAGACCGAGCCCGUUGGACUUGGCUGUGCUUCGUGGAGAUCCAACUUUGGUACGAAUUCUUCUGGAGAAUGGCGCAAAUGCUAAUCGCUCCAAUCCCAUCAUCGGCUCACCAUUACACGUUGCAUGUGCGGACAACAUACCACACAGAGUGGAAAUUAUGAAGAUGCUCUUGUCGUAUGGUGCGGACCCGAACAUUCGAGUUAUUGGUGAUAUAGGCACAAAUGCUAUUCUGAGACCUCCACUUGCUGAAUUGAUAGCAAGUAAUGAAGUUGUGACUCCCGAAGAACUCCGGCUGUUGCUGAAACAUGGCGCUAGAGUGAUCCUGAAGACCCAGUACCGUGACUCGGACGGUCUGCUAAAUUGUCUCAACAAUAUGGAUUCCAGUUCACCUGCAUUCAGAAUAAUUUUGGAAGCCGCCGAAGAAUUCGACCCCUGCAUGAUCCGAAGAAAUCAACAGCUCAGUGAUGAACAGCGAAUGAUGCUGCUGGAAUACGCCACAAACCCGGUUACACUCAAGUCAAGAAUCCGCGCGCACUACAGGAGGCUGUUUGGUCGAAAACUCCCCGAGUUUGUGCCGGACAUGUUUAUCCCAAGAGAACUGAAGAGUUAUCUGCUGUAUGAGCACAGUUUUUGAGAUACUCUCAACUUCUUGAUGGUAUAUUUAUGGUACAAAUUUCUUGGACAACUUGGAUAACACUAACGUGAUUCUCCUGUGAGAAGCUACUGCACGCAAACGAUAAGACUUGCAUAAGUAAACGAUUGUAUUCCUGCAAAACAGAAAACGAUACUAAACUAGGUGGUAGAUUUGUAGGAGAUAACAUUUUGUUACAAUGAAACGCGCAUCACUGCCGCUUUUCAGAGGCUGAAGCAUAGUGUGGCAAUUUUCCUGGCGAAAAAGGCCCACGCAGACCGUGGAAAGAUGUGGUGAUAAAUAAUUUAUUUGUAGAUGUUUAGUCAAACAUAGUCUUUUGAAAACGAUUCUUAUGAAAACGUCAUGUUGAAUAAGUUUUCCCAAGAAAUAACAAGUUGAAAGAAGUGGUAAAAAAUGGACAACUUAACGUUCAGUAAGUUAUAUUUAUAAAUAUUGUAGUAUUGACUAUAAACAUGAUACACUGGUAUUGCAAAAGGAAAUACAUAAUCAAAUUGAAAUUCUACUAAA
Messenger RNA from Toxorhynchites rutilus septentrionalis, 7651 nucleotides. RefSeq names its product ankyrin-2-like. The coding region runs from base 5699 to 7126 and encodes 475 amino acids. Gene Ontology annotation, molecular function: protein binding. Gene Ontology annotation, cellular component: cytoplasm; nucleus. The record is from RefSeq and is a predicted model, not a curated record. NCBI's taxonomy places the organism in Eukaryota, Metazoa, Arthropoda, Insecta, Diptera, Culicidae. The transcript is spliced from 6 exons.